UGCGUUGGGAGCCCCCCUACUCCGGCGGAGUCCCAGGCUAUAUAAGUGACUGGCGAGCAGAGUCCCUCAACCAGAUUUACGGGUUCCGGACUUCUCUGCGAGAGACGGCUACCACAGCCGCCGAUUCAGCUGCACUCCGAAAGGGGGACAGACGUCCAGCAGACGGCCAGCAUCCGAGCUGGUCGCUGUGGCGGAGCUAACGCAGGCAGACGGCAACAGGAGAGGAGAAGGUUUGAAAGCCUUACUCUGGAACAAACAGCUGAGAUGAAAGUCCAAUAACGCGCGCCAGAGCUUUUCCACUCCCACAGCCCGUCCGUGAACGCGUCUCGGAGACGGGGCACUUCAGCCGAAGCAAGAAGCGACACUCCGCUCACAACUCUGCGUCUCGCGUCCGGAGAAAUUUCGACACUUCACCCGACAACAGGCCACGAUGUACCGCUCAACCAAAGGAGCGUCCAAGGCUCGACGGGACCAGAUCAACGCCGAGAUUCGGAACCUGAAGGACUUGUUGCCCAUAUCUGAUGCAGAUAAAGCGCGGCUCUCGUACCUGCACAUCAUGUCGCUCGCCUGCAUGUACACCAGAAAAUCCGUCUUUUUCACUCAAGGAGCGGGAACUAGUCUUGACGAGAGCGCACAGUUUCUGUCUUUUCACGAACUGUCGGAGUUGAUGCAGUCGCUGCCGGGCUUUUUGAUGCUGCUGACUGGGGAAGGGAAGCUCCUCUACCUGUCUGACAGCGUCUCCGAGUACCUCGGGCACUCCAUGGUGGAUCUCGUGGCACAGGGUGACAGCGUGUAUGAUAUCGUCGACGCCGCAGACCACUUUGUCAUGAGAAGCAACCUGUCAGCCUCGACAUCACUGGAGAUAGACCGUCUCUUCCGCUGCCGUUUCAACACCUCCAAGUCCGUGCGGAGGCAAAGUGCCGGGAACAAGCUGGUUCUGAUCCGAGCUCGCUGCCUCCCUCCCCCCUGCACCCCGCCCGCCGCCGGGUCCUACUGGACCACCAACCCUGUCUGGGUGUGUUUCUGCUCCCCCCUGGAGCCCCACCCCACUCGCUCUGGGCCGGGGGCAGAGAGGGAGUCCACCUCCACCCCCGCUCUGGCUGAGGCCAAUCUAUUCCUGGCCUGCUUCCACUCCCAGCACAGCCGGGACAUGAGGCUGCAGGCUGCUCAAGACAGUGUGAACACCUACCUUGGCUUUGACGCGACGGCCUUACGCUCUCGCUCCUGGUACAGCCUCCUCCAUCCCCAGGAUCUGUCACAUGCCUCCAGUCAGCACCGCAGCCUAUUGAGAGAAGGAGGGGAGGGCCGAGCUGAAAUGGUGGUGCGCGUGCAGGCUGGAGACCAGUCGUGGGUUUGGCUCUACAUGGUUCUACAGCUACAGCCCGGAGAGAUCCCCAUCAGCAGCAGCAAUUACAUCAUCAGCGAGGCUGAAGCCUGGUCCGUGCGUCAGCAGCUCAGCUCGGAGCAGACGCAGCUGACCCUGGUUCUGGCUGGCGGCUCCCAGCAGGAGGGCCUGAGCCUCCAGUCCCCGGAGACCCUGUCCAGCCCAGACCAGGUCUUCACCCCCGGCAGCAGCGGCCUGUCCGGCCAGUCCUUCGACUUCAGCACCGCCGGCUGCAGCGUGGGCUCGUCCGACGAGCCGGGGAGCUCCGCCGCCGAGGCCAUGCAGCUGGAGGGCGACCCCCGCUCCAGCAUCUCCUCCCUGGAGGAGGAGAGCUUCUUUCAGCAGCAUCCUACCGAAAGCCCCUCAGCCGCCUCCUCCCCCACUCCAGUCACCGUCGAGACAGUAGCAGACCUAGACUUUUUGACCCAGAACAUUCUCCUUCCGCCCUCCUUCCAGCUGGACCCCCCUCUGCCCGCUCUGCCGCUGCCCCUCCCACCCGUGCCCACCUCGCAAGCUCAGCAGACCAAAGAGUUCGUCUGCACCCCCCCCUACACCCCACAGGUGGGUGGGGCCAGCUUCCCUUUUGGGGAGCCCCUCUUCAGCUUCGACCCCACUGGCACCACGACGCCCCCGCCCUCCGCGACAACCACCACCGCCACCACCUCCCUGGCCCCCUCGACCUCCUCCUCAGCCCCACCAACCACCGCCUCCAGCCCCGCCCCCCCCACCACCCUCUCCACCAAGCUUCCCCUCGCCCUGCCCACCCCGUCCACCGACCUCCUCUUCCCGGUUGAGACCUGCAGUGGCUCCUUCUACGAAAAACUGCCCCCGACGCCCGACAGCCCUGGAGACGGCGACUGCACAGUGAUGACUCUGCCGGAGGUACGGGGCCCGCUGUACGUAGAUGUACCACUGGGACCCCUUCAGUGUCCCCCCGAGGGCCUCCUCACCCCCGAGGCAUCACCGGGCAAACAGCCCUGCCUCUCGUUCUUCUCCCAGGAAAGAGAGCGGGAGAAGGAGAGGGCAGAGAUCUCCCUCCUAGCGCAGCACAUCAGCUCACUGGCAGAGGGAUUCUACCUGGAUCCACUCUUGUCCAAACUCUCGCCACCCUCCAUGUCACCGUCCUCCUCCCCUCCCUCCCCCUUCCUGUCUCCCGCCAUGGAAACUGCUGAGAUUGAUUCAGUCCAAAUGCUUAGGGAGUUUUAUCCCAUCAAAGCAUGGAGAGGCCUGGACAUCCCCAUCUUCCUUGAUGACGAUGACUCUCUGUUUGAAGAGAGCAUCCUAGAAACCCUCCUCCAAGACGACUUCGCUCCUCCCCGGUCCCCCCACCUCUCCACCCCCACCUCCCCUGUACCCAACCCCUCCAGCCCAACCUCUCCUCACAACCCAGUGUGCUGGCGCCAACCCUCCCAGUUUGAGGGAGUGGGCCACUUAUGUAGCGUCCAAUCGGCGCAAUGUAACUCCACGGCCGGGCGCGGGGCGACUGCGGCCGCCGAGGCUGGGGCACCGGCGGAGGGGGAGGGGCCAGCGGAGGAAGCGAUGGAGAUCGAGGUGAUGUCAUCUCCUGUGUCUUCUUGCUCCUCCAUCCCGGCUUCCCCUCCCCUCAUACUCAUUGCCUCCCCCAGUCCCACCACCUCCACGCCCAGCGCCUCGCCCACACCCGCCGUGUCUUGCACUCAGUCCCUCCUGGAGGAACUGGCCGUCCUGGAACCCAUGUUUGGGGCAGGUGCCUCGAUCGCCCCUGGCUUAGGGCAACAACCUGAGUUGUAUCAACUCCAAUGUCAUCCAUCGCCACAGUGCUUCCACAAAGAUGGGAGUGGAAGUGUUCCUCCGUUCUAAAAUAAGUCUGUGACUUACUUCAUUAAGUAUGGCAUAUUGUCAUAUUUUGUGGAGCCCCUUUUACUGAAAAGUAAAAAAUUAUUAAGUGUAUAAAUAUACAUAAUGUAUAUACAACUUAAGGACUUCUACUCCUACAUGUCUCCUAAGAACAAAGAUUGGCUUUAUAUUUUUGUUCAGUCAUUAAUCUGUGUACUACUACAAAACUGGUGCAGCAUUUGAUGAUGGUGCGACCACAUGGACCCACAACUGACUGGGUUUUGAGGCCAUGUGGCGUCUCUCUCAGCUUCUCUGUUAACACGAGCUUCAGACACGAUCAGACAGAGGAGCUUCUCUGAACUUGUAAGCGCUGUUUAACUCGCAGACGCGCGUUUGUAUUCACUCGUAGUGAAAAUUCUGUUGUGAACUAAACAAAAAAAAGAAAAAAAAAGGACAUGUUUUGCUAUUUCAGUAUGAAGAUGAAGUAUAGCACUUUGCCUGACAUGCAGCAACGCAAACCCAAACCUCAAAAGUAUUGAUAGUCGAAUGUUUACAAUUUUUUGAGUUCUUAGGACGUACAAAAGAACAAACGGAAGAAAUCCUCUGUCCGGGUUUGACAGCAGUGAGUCCUCAUCGCCUUCAGCGCGGAAAAUCGAAAAACACGAACACAAUUCAGCUUAAAAUCCGAGAUACUUUGAGCUUUGAGUUUGCGGCUUCAAGACCUUUAACAUUUCAUCUUUACUCUCACCAUCUACAAUCUUGUGUAUCAACGUGAUGUGCAAACAAAAAAGAAAACCUGUGAAGAGAUCCUGGCAUGUGACGAUCUCCAGAAUGCUAAAAAGGUGUCCAUUGCUUUGCAAGACGCAGCACCCGGCGAGAAAUUGUCUGGUGUUUUACCAGAGCUCUGAUCAUGCCAUCCAUCCACUUCUACGUUGUACUGUACAUUAGACUCUGAAUGUGGGCUCUUCAGGUCCCUCCCGGCCUGAGGGCAAGCGGCUGGAUAUUCUUGCAGCAUCAAUAUUUGCAAUGCUGGCAGCUUAUAGCGGCUCCUGUGUGCCUGAAACGGCCCCGACCUGCUGAACUCUGAACUCUUUAUCACGUCCAUUCAACGUGGACGGUUCCAUCGUUGCUCCACUGGAGCGCGGUGCGGUGAGGCACAAUUGACUAUGUGAAUGAGCGAUUCUUCUUUUUUGAGAGGGGUUAGAAUACAAAUGUUUUAUUUAAAAAAAAUGAAAAUAGGGAUGGGGUGCUAUUUCUAUUCAGUUACUAAGCGACACGGGUUGAGAAUGGUACUAUUCCCAUGGUGUCGACAUGCUCACGUAGAGUUGUCUACGGUCAAGUAAAGGAUUGAUUCCUACGUUCUAGCUAUUAAAGGCUAAGUUAAUAUACAUGUGUAAAAUUAUAUUAUUGUACGUGUGAUAUUUGAACAAGAUGUUAAUACAUAUGCAUUAUGUCUGUUGAUAUAGGCAUAUGUUCUUUUCAGAAAGGUUGUACACAUUUGUACAUUUGUAUGAAACUGUUAUCGGUCUGUAUAUACGAGACAGAUUUUUAUUGCCCAAGAUGGAAUAUAUUCAAAACAUCUUAAUGCAGAAUGGACAUUGUGGACCAGUGUUCUAUUGUGAUGCUUAUAAGUGUAUUUGGUUGUCAUACAAAUGCAUUUAUAAUAAAGUGCACUUACUGCUGCUGA
This is a messenger RNA of Betta splendens (Siamese fighting fish), 4886 nucleotides long. RefSeq names its product neuronal PAS domain protein 4a (gene npas4a). Lineage: Eukaryota; Metazoa; Chordata; Actinopteri; Anabantiformes; Osphronemidae. The record is from RefSeq and is a predicted model, not a curated record. Gene Ontology annotation, biological process: regulation of transcription by RNA polymerase II. The transcript has 8 exons. Gene Ontology annotation, molecular function: RNA polymerase II transcription regulatory region sequence-specific DNA binding; DNA-binding transcription factor activity, RNA polymerase II-specific; protein dimerization activity. The coding region runs from base 431 to 3223 and encodes 930 amino acids.